AAGAAAAGAAAAGAAAAGAAUAGAAAAUCAAAACGGUGAGUCGUGGGAAGAAAGAUAAAAUGAACGACAAUGAAAAGUGGUUUAUUAUAAAAUUAAAAAAUUAAAAAAAUAAUUAAAAAGGCGGUACUUCGCAGAACCUUCAUGGGCAACGGUGGCUUAAUUCACUUCCAAUCCAUGCCGGCCAUCAAAUCACCAUCAUUUUUCUUUCUCUCUCUCUCUCUCUCUGUCUAGGCAAAAACAAAAAUAAAAAAGCUCUCAGAAUUAAAUCUCAGAAUAAGUAAACAAAGAAGACGAAACCAGCAAAAACAGAAAAAGAGCCAAUUUAAAACCCGACCCGAACGAAAGCCUUCUGAUCCGAGCUGGCGGAGUCUACACUCUCAGGCUCUCGCUGAGCUCAGAGCCCAAAUCACUUUUCGGGAUCGAAUCGGAUCCAGUUCUCGGAUCACUGGUGUUUUUUCUUCUUCUUGUGCUAGGAGUUAAAUCAGAGAUAUUAUGUUUGUCUGCUCUGCUCGUGUUGCUUGUGUCUGUACUUAAAUUGGUUGAUAACCUGUCAGUGCAGAUGGGAUCAAUUGAGGAGAAGACAGACCUUGAGUCUGAUGAGGAGAUCCCUUUUAGCACAUCACCAGCCGGAAGGAAAAUGAAUUCAUUGGAUUUUGAGAUUUCGAAGACAGACCUUGAGUCUGAUGAGGAGAUCCCUUUUGGCACAUCAUCAGCCGGACGGAAAAUCAAUUCAUUGGAUUUUGAGAUGGCCCAUAUGCGUUCGCGUGUGAAUUCGGUGAACUCAUUUAUUUACAAGCUCAUGCGAAUAAGACCUCUUGGGAGUAUUUACAUCAUCUUAAUUAGAGCAAAGAUCAACAUACUGCUACCUUUUGGUCCGUUGGCAAUAUUGCUACACUAUGUCACUGGAAAACAUGGAUUGGUCUUCUUCUUUAGCUUAUUGGGCAUCACACCAUUGGCAGAGCGUCUAGGAUUUGCAACAGAGCAGCUUGCUUUCUACACGGGAUCAACAGUUGGAGGUCUUCUGAAUGCCACAUUUGGAAAUGCGACAGAAAUGAUAAUAUCGAUUUAUGCUUUGAAGCAUGGAAUGAUUAGGGUUGUUCAGCAAUCUUUACUGGGAUCCAUCUUAUCAAACAUGCUCCUAGUGCUUGGAUGUGCUUUCUUCACUGGUGGGAUAAUUCAUCAUAAGAAAGUUCAAGUUUUCAAUAAGGCAGCUGCCAUUGUGAACUCUGGAUUGCUGUUAAUGGCAGUAAUGGGUAUAAUGUUUCCAGCUGUACUUCACUUCACACACUCGGAACUACAUUUUGGGAAGUCUGAGUUGUCUUUAUCAAGAUUUAGCAGCUGUAUAAUGCUAGUGGCGUAUGCAAGCUACCUUUUCUUUCAGCUUAGAAGUCAGCAGAACUUAUAUGGUCCUCUUGAUGGGGAAGGAGACAAUAAUGAAGAUUCCGAUGAAGAGGAAGCUCCUGAGUUAACUCACUGGGAAGCAAUUUGCUGGCUUGCUAUUUUGACUGUAUGGGUGUCAAUUUUAUCUGGAUACCUUGUUGAUGCCAUCCAGGGAGCAUCUGAGUCGCUGAACAUGCCUGUGGCUUUUAUUAGUGUCAUACUGCUCCCUAUUGUAGGAAAUGCAGCAGAGCAUGCAAGUGCGAUCAUGUUUGCCAUGAAAGAUAAGCUUGACAUCACACUUGGAGUUGCUAUUGGAUCUUCUACACAAAUAUCUAUGUUUGUGAUCCCGUUCUGUGUAGUUGUUGGGUGGAUCAUGGGACAGCCUAUGGAUUUAAAUUUUAAACUCUUUGAGACUGCUACACUCUUUAUAACUGUGCUGGUAGUGGCAUUUAUGUUACAGGAAGGAACCUCAAACUAUUUUAAAGGCUUGAUGCUUAUUCUGUGCUACCUCAUAGUUGCAGCCAGUUUCUUUGUACACGUUGACCCUUCAAAUGAUGACGAUUAACAUAAUCAAUGGCUCGGUGUUGGUGCAUGCGGACAAUGUAUCUCCACUGCAAAAGAGGAAGCAGGCAAUGUACUCAAAGCUACUCUUCCAUUAAUUUUCAAGCCUGCAUUUUGUUUUAUUUCUCUAGAUCAUGUAAUGGAACACCCAUAUGAUCUGCCAGCAUCAGAAGCUGGAAAAUUUUUCAUCGUUGUAAAAUAGAGUUGAACAAAUUUAUGUUGACAAACAUGAGAAUUGAGCUGUAAUCUUUGUUUUUGCGAUUCUCAUUCUUUCUCAAAUGUUUGUCAUAAAAUGACCCUUCAAUUUCAAUUUCAACAAAUUACAUUUUAUUAAA
This is a messenger RNA of Ziziphus jujuba (common jujube), 2276 nucleotides long. Its product is annotated as vacuolar cation/proton exchanger 2. The coding region runs from base 560 to 1945 and encodes 461 amino acids. The record is from RefSeq and is a predicted model, not a curated record. Gene Ontology annotation, cellular component: plant-type vacuole membrane. Gene Ontology annotation, biological process: calcium ion transmembrane transport; intracellular calcium ion homeostasis. NCBI's taxonomy places the organism in Eukaryota, Viridiplantae, Streptophyta, Magnoliopsida, Rosales, Rhamnaceae. Gene Ontology annotation, molecular function: calcium:proton antiporter activity. The transcript is spliced from 12 exons.